Molecule: messenger RNA, 984 nt
Organism: Geodia barretti
Lineage: Eukaryota; Metazoa; Porifera; Demospongiae; Tetractinellida; Geodiidae
Source: the annotation of a GenBank genome assembly
AUGAACUUAGAAACCCAAAUCCAGCAAUUCCGAGAAACCUUUUACACUGUCAAAGCCGAAGUCCAAAAACGCAUUGUCGGUCAAGACGCAAUUGUUGAAGGCGUGCUUUUCUGUCUACUCGCCAACGGACACGCGCUCCUUGAGGGUAUCCCGGGUUUAGGGAAAACGCAGCUGAUUUAUACCCUCAGCGAGGCACUCGAUCUCUCCUUCAAGCGUAUCCAAUUCACGCCGGAUAUGAUGCCCUCCGACAUCACAGGUACAACGCUCCUCAUUGAAGACGAACACGGCAGAAGGCAGUUUGAAUUCCAGCAGGGGCCCGUUUUCUCCCAACUCAUCCUCGCCGACGAGAUCAACCGCGCCACACCGCGCACCCAAUCCGCACUCCUUGAGGCGAUGCAAGAGCGUACUGUCACCGUCGGACGCACCAGCCACAAGUUAGAAGAGCCGUUUUGUGUUCUCGCCACACAGAACCCGUUGGAAAUGGAAGGCACCUAUCCGCUCCCAGAGGCACAACUCGACCGGUUCCUAUUCAAACUUCACAUCGACUUUCCGAACGAAGAUGAGAUCGUCGAAAUUCUACGUCGUACCACGUCCGGUGCCGAGAUCACUAUUGACAAGGUAACGAACACCGAGACGCUCAACCAGAUGCGUCAACUCGUGCCGCAGGUCAUCAUUGCUGAGCAUGUCGAACGCCACAUUAUCCGACUCGUCCGUGGUACACACCCCGAUUCCAAGAACGCGCCAGAGACCGUCAAACGCUACGUCCACCUCGGUGCGGGGAUUCGGAGUGUCCAAGCGAUAGCACUCACCGCCAAAAUCAAUGCCCUCCUCGAUGAACGUUACAACGUCGCUUUUUCGGAUAUCGAUGCCGUAUUGCUUCCCGCGCUCCGGCACCGCAUUCUUCUCAACUUCGAGGGGCAAGGCGAAGGCAUUGAACCCGAUGCCAUUGUCAACGAAGUCCAAAACGCACUUUCGGAGAGGUAG